Dermatophagoides pteronyssinus (European house dust mite) is the source of this 1356-nucleotide messenger RNA. Its product is annotated as ruvB-like helicase 2. NCBI's taxonomy places the organism in Eukaryota, Metazoa, Arthropoda, Arachnida, Sarcoptiformes, Pyroglyphidae. The record is from RefSeq and is a predicted model, not a curated record.
AUGACUCUGUUAUUAAAUGAUUUGAAUAAGUUAAAUACAAGACAAACUAAGCUGAGCUUACAUAGUCAUAUUCAGGGUUUGGGUUUGGAAUACAAUCUCCAAGAUGUGUCUGUAAAUCCGGUACUUUUUGAAUCUGAUGGUUUUGUUGGCCAAGUUGAGGCUCGAAAGGCAGCUUAUAUAGCAUUAUCAUUAAUCAAAAAAAAAUCUCUUUCUGGCCGAAUUAUGAUUCUUGCUGGAAAGUCUGGAACCGGUAAAACAGCCAUUGCGUAUGCCAUGUCUCAAGCGCUAGGGAAUGAUAUCCCAUUCACACAUUUGAUUGGUUCUGAAGUUUACAGCAUGAAUUUGAGUAAAUGCGAGGUGUUGACGCAAGCAUUGCGCCAAUCUGUUGCCGUAUAUAUAAAAGACCAGGUUGAAGUUGUCGUAGGAGAAGUCGUAGAAAUAAUAAUUGAAACUACUAAAAACGGUACAAGAAAAGCCAGUUUGACGCUUAAAACCACCGAUAUGGAAGGACUCUACAAAAUCGGACCUAAGCUAAUCCUUGCAUUUGAAAAAAAAAACAUUACGUCUGGCGACAUCAUUUCUUUAGACAAAAAAACUGGACGCGUUACAAAGUUGGGCAGAACUUACAACCGAUCAAUUAAAUAUGAUGCCGUGUUAAACGACGAUGUUUUGAUGGAAACACCAUCGGGCGAAUUACAACAAUCAAAAGAAGUAAAUUACCACGCUUCCUUGCACGAUAUUGACGUGAUAAACAGUCGUACAGAAGGGUUUACUGCGUUGUUUGCAGGAGACACGGGUGAAAUACCGUAUGAAAUUCGGCAAAAAGUUGACGAAAAAAUAAGUGAAUGGAUUCUUGAAGAAAAAGCCAAACUUGUUCCAGGAGUUUUAUUUAUUGACGAGUCUUACUUACUAGACAUUGAAUGUUUUUCAUUUCUGAAUAAGGCUUUAGAAGUUCAGGGAUUGCCACUAGUUAUUUUAUCAACUAAUAAAGGACUGGCAAACGUUCGCGGAACCAACCAAAUAUCCCCACAUGGUAUUUCCACCGAUUUAUUGGACAGAGCAUGGAUCAUUAAUACAAAACAAUACACUAUAGAUGAAUGUAGGAAAAUUUUACAGCUGCGCAUAUCGCACGAACAAGUAUCAAUAGACACAGACGCUGCCGAGCUUCUAGUGCAAAUAGCUACUAAGUCUAGUUUGCGUUAUACAAUAAACUUAAUCGCUUUAUGCAAAAUUUAUGCUUAUAGAAAAAACCAUGAAGCUAUAGCAGUGUCAGAUGUUGAAGCGACUUACAAAUUAUUUUUUGAUGUCGGCCGCAGCAUUGAAUAUAUUAAAAGGAUGGACAAACUUUUUUGUUAA